AUGAAGAUUUUGUCGUGGAAUAUCAACGGAAUUCGUGCCGCUCGAAGAGACAAAUCGUUGAAGGAAGUUUUAGACUCUCUUGAAGCUGAUGUUAUUUGUUUGCAAGAAACAAAAGUUACCCGUGAGUAAUAAACUUAAUGAAGGGUUGUUAUGAUUAAUAUCAUUCGGUUGCUUAAGUUGGUUUGUUGGGAAAGUGGAACUUACUUUCAAAUGAUCCACAUUUGAAAUGGGGCUCGCAAAAUUACAGUCAAAGCAGGUCAAGGGAUCCCGUCGCUAACGAACUAAUGAAUUCAUUAACUGUGAAAAAAUGAUUUUGUUUGUUGAUUCAAUAUUCCGUUCAUAAAAUGAAAAAUCCAAUAUUCAUAUUCAGCCUCGAUUCAAUAAUCGAAUGUUCAUCCGAUUGCUGUUUUUUGAAAAUCUACACUCUCCACAAGUCGACAUCAGAAUUUUGUUUUUUCUCUUAUUUUUUAAGAGUCGACCGAGAGUCGAGUGCAGGUUAGUUCUGGAGUUCAAACCCAAACAAACUGUUACAUGUACGCCAUUUUGCUACCAGUAAUCAGUGCAACAGACCUGACCUCUUAGAAAACACGAUGGUCAAACUGAAGUCAGUGUAUCUGCGGUGAUUGGUGGAUUUUGAUCCUUGGCCUUUGUCAGUUUGUAUUUUACUGGCUAAACCCUUAAUAUUUUUUUUUAGGUUCAAAAUAAUUCACAAGUUGAACAAAUGCUGUUCCUAAAAAAAGAGAGUAGUGCGAAAGUAUCUUGCGAUGAAGUUAUAUUAUCUUUGUUUCAUGGAAACAAUGAGCUAACACUUCACUCAGCGAGUCAAAGGAUAUGACAUGUGUCAGCAUCCUUUGUGAGUUGUGAGCCUGCAAACAGUCAUGGGACCUGUGAUUUUACAGCCAACACUUAUCAAUAAGUGUCAUUCCGCAAUGCCUAUGGAUGAUGUCAGUCAAGUAAUUGUUGGUAUUUUCCAGGUGAAAUGCUGGAUGAAGUAACUGCUAUUGUAGAUGGAUACAAUGCCUAUUUUAGCUUCUCCAAAGUUAAAACAGGCUAUUCAGGUGAGGCAUAAGUAAAAGCAUUUCAUUUUGUUGCUCUGCUCAAUUACCAGCAACUUAAAGACCGGGAUUUUUUUUUUUACUUGAAGACACAGUCACUCCUUAAAUGGGUUACUUCAAAGAACCAAACAAUCCACACCCCUCCCCUUCUUCUCCAUCCAAAGUUGCACUUUUAAUUGCCCAAACAGUGGAACAGUUAUUAAGUGGAGGGGGUGGGUGAGGAAAGCUUCAUUUUUGCCUUUUGGAGUCCACAAUUCAAACAUUCAAAACAUCAGAAAGGCUCCUGAGCAUUAAGUGUCUCAACUAAUUUUGUCAAUGGUUUAUAUUCAUUUUUUAUGAAAGUCAUCAGCCAGGAAGGAUUUGACCUGGAGAAAGGCUCGGCCCCAGUAGCAAUAGUGCUAUAAAUACUGCUGAGGGUAAAUAACAGAGGUAUUCUUCUGUUAUCAUUAUUAUUAUCACUCAAUAAUUUUUUUUCUGUUUCUUGCUGUUAAAAAGAGAAAAAAGUUUGUGCAUUGUGCAUUGAUCGAGAGUAAUGAAAGAGUGAUAUGGAUAAUUGAUGGACGAGAUAUUCCACUUUUAACAUGCUCUCUUGAUAUAUUUGCCAAUGGCAUAUUAGUUUGUGUAAGGAUGUUACAAAAAUGAAAAUAAAUUCCUCUCUUUUUAAAGCGCCCCAUCUAGCCUUAGACCCCCAAAAUAAAGAAAUGACCCCAGCAUCUAUUAAAUCAUUUGCAGUACUGAUUAUAGGGAUUGCUGUACACAUGUAUUAAUGUUACAUAACUAAUUCAAUUAUGUUAAAAGGUGUGGCCACAUUUUGCCGUGAUUCAGUGACACCUGUUGCUGCAGAAGAGGGCCUCUCAGCUUCCCUCACUCCACAGCCCUCUAUAGGCUGUUACGGUAGCACCUUUGAGUUCACUUCUGAGGAGUUAGAAGCUUUAGAUGCUGAAGGUCGUGCUGUCCUUACAGAGCAUAGUUUCCCUGAUGGCAAGAAUGUCGUUAUCAUUAAUGUGUAUUGUCCCAGGGCAGACAAAGAGAACAAAGACAGAGUGAACUUUAAGCUUAGAUUUUACAAAUUGCUGCAGGAAAGAGCUGAAGUACUUGUCAAGGAAAGAAGGUAUAUUAUAUUUAUUAAUCAGUUAAAUAAUAAUAAUAUUUAUUAUUUAUAAAUGCUAAUAUUUUUUACCUUGCUUUGCCAUCCCUGGAAGAGCAUUAAUUUUUCAGGACUGUGUUACUGGGUGAACUAAUGAGGUGUCUGGAAUGAAACUUAAAUUGACCCUUAAUAAGUUAACUAACCAAUUCUCCCUCCAAAUUACCUUGCACGAGCCUGUGAAAGAAUAGGUUAGGCCAUACAUGUAGUUGCUUAAUACUUUUAGGUGGAUAAUGCUAUUCACUGUUCAACAGAUCUUUAUCCAGUGGAUUCUGCAAUUAGUUUCUCUGACACUUACCCACUGGAUAGGGGAUUUAUCCAGUGGAUAGCAUUACCCUUUUUCAGCUUUUGACAGCUGGGGAGAGGAAUUAGUUGGAUUUUUUGGCACAUACCUUCUACUAUGUUCAUGCAGGUCUUGACAAAGUCUCGAAAACUUGAAAUCUCAAUUACUUGAAAUCUUGACUUGAGGAGUGGACAAGUUGACAAGCUGACAACUUGCAUGUCCCCUACAGGCCCCUUAUUUAUUUGUUUACCCCCUGUACUACAAGAUUUGCCAGGUGGUGUCGGUCUUUCAUAAUCUUUAUGUUGGUUUGUGUUUAUCAUAGGCAUGUGAUAGUUCUUGGUGACAUAAACACAGCACACAAAAUGAUUGACCACUGUGAUCCUGAUGAAGAGGUAAAAAAUGGUGCUCACUGAAUCAAUAGUUUAUUUUCAGGGAAUUAAAUUUAGAUGUACUGAUCCCAGAUAAUCAAGUACUUUCCGUUUUAAAGGAAUUAUAUAGUACCUGUGACUACAUGUAUCUUGUUUAUUUAUCAUCAUCAUCAUCAUAGCCAUUAUCAUCAUAUAAUCUAAUCACCAUCAUAAUGUGUCUUUAUUUCUAUUGAAAAAUAUGUAUGUAAAAUAAAAACUUUUAUCUUUAUGCCUUGAGUGACAUUGUCAAUUAAUGAAGGUGUGUAUAUGGUUUUGGGUUAAUCCCUCCUUCAAGCCAAUUCUGCUCAACCCAAGAAGCAGGUAGUUGAUCUUACCAUGUGAGUACUGCAACUUUGUAAGAAGAGCAAAUAAUAUCUUGAGAUACAUUGAAAGAUGUUCGUUUACCAGGCUAAAGGGAACAUUUUGUCCUCCCAAGCUCCUUAUUCUGCCAGCUUUAGCGCCUGGUAUUCUUGCUGGGUACACAUGGCAUUAUUGAGGACCGCCUUAACGGCCUUAGUAUGUGUACUGUGGGACCACACAACUUAUUCAGCUUUGAAAUGGUCCAGGUCAAGCACCGAGGUUCAAAGGGUUGUAAAAUUUUUCUCUCCGAUCCACUCCAAUCAAUAAAUUCUUCUACAAAGGUUUUCAAAUGUAAACUUUUUUUUGGUUGUUUUUGUUCUGUUUUUAGGACGCGUUUAACACUCAUCCAGGGCGGCAGUGGUUGAAUCACUUCCUUUUGCCACAUGAUGCUCCAGUUGAACCACCAGCUGGGGAAAAUUCGGACUUACUUCCGGUAACACAAAAGAUGUUUAUCGAUACCUUUCGUUACUUCCACCCCACAGAGCGCGGCGCCUAUACAAACUGGUGCACAGUUACUAGUGCUCGACAGACAAACUAUGGCACAAGAAUAGAUUACAUUUUCGCAGACGUUGAACUUGUGAGGAAAGAGUUUGAAGAUUGCGUGAUAAGACCGGAUGUUGAUGGCUCUGACCACUGUCCUGUUGUUGCAACUUUAAAGACAAGUUUCCAAGGUGCGUCUAAAGCCCCUGCGCUUUGUACCAAAUACAUGCCUGAGUUUGCUGGAAAGCAACAGAAACUUAAAGAGUACUUUGCGAAGCACUCAGGGAAGACUAGAGCUUCAAGUCAACCCACUUCCGGAAAUAACGAAUCACAGGAAGUGAUGCCAUUGAAGCGUAGUGCUUCGUUUGGCGAUGAGAAAAACAAAGUAAAACGCCAAAAAACUGCUGGAACAAAAACAAAAGCUGUAAGCCAGCCGAAGACAAACUUGUUUAGCUUUUUUUCUAGACCAAGUAGUCAUGUUUCAUCUGAGAAAAAAGCUACGGAAACAAUCGAUCCUAGGAGUGGAUAUGAAGCCAGUCAUGAUCAUGCGUCUUGCACGUCAAAAGCUUCUGAACUACCUAAGAGCACACCUACUUUAGGAACUAACAGUGUGGCAAAUGUCGGUCAACCUAAAAAAUUUGCUGAUCAAGAGAUACAUUCUUCAGAGAGAUCGGUAUGUCGUCACACAGCCAAAGAUGAUUCAACUUCUGUUGACAGCAAUUCGCAAGCUGAGGGAAUAGUUCUCCCUAGCAGCAGAGAAAGCACGAGUAGCAAAGACUGUUCACAAAAACGGAAAGAUGAAGUGGCUCUAUGGAAGACUAUUCUAACGGGACCCCGCCCAGCACCCCUCUGCAGUGGGCACAAAGAACCAUGUGUUCUAAGAACUGUGAAGGUUAAAGGCCCUAAUCAGGGCAAACAGUUUUAUUGCUGCGCUAAGCCACAGGGACACAGUUCAAAUCCACAGGCGCGUUGUAAUUUCUUUAAGUGGGUAAAGUAG
This is a messenger RNA of Porites evermanni, 4726 nucleotides long. NCBI's taxonomy places the organism in Eukaryota, Metazoa, Cnidaria, Anthozoa, Scleractinia, Poritidae. The record is from the annotation of a GenBank genome assembly.